AUGUUCAGCGAUGACUUACGGAAACGCAACAUGGGUCGUUUAUUCUGCAUCUCACAAGAAGGCUCUUGUAGUCCUAGUGCAACCUUUAUUUCCACUACACGUGGUCAAAAGCUGCUAUUGUAUGGUGGCUACACGUUCUUCAGGCGCGGCUACAUACCAGCCCGCGGCUCUAGAUACGACUGUACCAGUUAUUUCUGCACGAACUGUAAAGCUCAUCUUCACGUCGACACCAACGACAUGAUAACAACGGCUAUAAAAAAUGUACUCUAUGUUGAUAUUUAUUGUGUUACAGAUUGGAGUGUCAUUAACAUUUCAGAACAGAAAAUUGUUCAGCCACCGGAAGCUUUGCCUUCGUCAGCAACCCAGAAAAACGAUAAUUGGAGUGUCAUUAAUAUUUCAGAACAGGAUAUUGCUCAGCCACAGGAAGCUUUGCCUGCAUCAACUACCCAGAAACACGAUAUAAUCUUAGCGAAAACAACAACUGGAGGCACGAUGCUCGUCUUAGACGGGUACACCUUCAGUAAGAACGGUACCAGAAAGAACUACACUAGGUUUGCUUGCUCCAAGAUACUGAAGCAAUGCAAGGCCUUCGUGGACAUGACACAAGAGAGAAACAUAUUGAGAGCAAACACUACACACAAUCAUAAUCGACCUUAUUACAUGAUCAAUAAAAACGCUUGGCCAAUCGAUACUGCGCAAACGUUGAGUAUUGCUGUCACCUUCUCACCUGCCAUACCGCAGCCUCAGACACAGACAAUACCUUGGCCGGUGCAGGUCAGUUCUGAUAAACAGGAACCAAGAAAGACUUCUAAACCUCCGACACCAUUAGCCCUGGUGGCAUUAGAAGGACACGAUGAUAUCCGUUUCAUCAAACUUCAAUGUGGUGUCACUUUACUUUUGAUCAAGGAGUACAGUUUCUAUAAAAUACACGGUCAGAUGUACGCGGGUGGCUUUCGUUGGCAGUGCACAGGAAAGAAAGACUUCAAAUGUAUAUUGGUCAACAGGCCCACCGGACAAGGAUUUAUCUUCAGAGGGCACAUGUUUUACAGGCACUUUCGUAUCAAGAACGGGUUCCGGUGGCGAUGUUCCAAGUUCCACGCGUCGAAACCUUGCAAGGCGUACCUUCAUCUUAGCAACUCCAACAUCGUCACCAAAGCUAACUUGGAACACUGUCAUCCAUAUCCACAGUUUAAAGUUACCGCCGAUGGAGUUUACUAUGCUAUUUAUUGAUUUGAAUUAUUGUUCUACUGAUCAGUGUGGAUGGACUGACGAUUUGUUUUGCUAACGUUAAUGAAAUUAUCUUAUGUCAAUAGAAAGCUUUUUUGAUACAAUAUUUGUUAUUAGAUCACAAAAUAGCAAAACAUAUAUCACCAUUGUUUUGUUGAGAUUGCAUUAUGCUUGGUAUAAUGCAGUGGUAAAAUUCAAUUAAUCGAAACGCCAUUGAGGUUGCAUUAUUACGUUUACCUUAGCAGAAUCGAAGUCCUGGUCAUUCCGAUUAAAUUCAAUUUAACACAGAGAUAUAGUAGAAUUUGUAAAAACAAACAAGUAAUAGUCGGUGGUAUCUUCGAAGGCCCAUCGGGACGAAAGAUCCUGGUCUUCAAAGGCUACACAUACAAUGAAGAUCUUACUGACAAAGCCGGUGUUCUACGUUGGAAAUGUUGUCAGGUCAAGGAGAAGUGUCCCGCUUACAUUGUCAUGAACAACUUCAAUCAUCAGAUCGAGAAUAAAUUCAAGCAUUGCCAUAGACCGAAGACUAAUGUGCUAAAGUGCGCUUUCAACAAAACUAUAUUUAAACCGAAAAUGAACGCACGAUUGGUCGUUUCACACGAGGGUGAACUUCUGGAUAGCGUCGGAGAUCACAACCACAAGAAACCUGUCGUCGUCAAAACGGAUGAUGGAACUUAUAUGAAAGUUAGGGUGUCUUUACGACGAUAG
Messenger RNA from Diatraea saccharalis (sugarcane borer), 1935 nucleotides. NCBI's taxonomy places the organism in Eukaryota, Metazoa, Arthropoda, Insecta, Lepidoptera, Crambidae. The record is from the annotation of a GenBank genome assembly.